Rhea pennata is the source of this 1288-nucleotide messenger RNA. RefSeq names its product G-protein coupled receptor 183-like. The record is from RefSeq and is a predicted model, not a curated record. Gene Ontology annotation, biological process: B cell activation involved in immune response; G protein-coupled receptor signaling pathway. The transcript has 2 exons. Gene Ontology annotation, cellular component: membrane. Bases 70 to 1185 code for a protein of 371 amino acids. NCBI's taxonomy places the organism in Eukaryota, Metazoa, Chordata, Aves, Rheiformes, Rheidae. Gene Ontology annotation, molecular function: G protein-coupled receptor activity; oxysterol binding.
GUAAGAUUUCACAGUCAAGCUAUCCUGUUAAUUCCCUUGACUCCUCAGAGGAUCUAAGAAGCUACAGACAUGUCUUCUGAAUUCCCUGCAGUAACACUGGUUCCAGAAAUGGACACUUUCACAACUUCUCAGACAAACAACUCUACCUGUGACUUGUACGAACAUAAAGAUACAGCCAGGAUACUACUGUCUGUGUUCUACAGCUUUAUUUUGAUUCUUGGAGUGCUUGGAAACGCAAUUGCCCUCGCUGUCAUUUUUAAAAACAGAAAGAAGAUCAACUCUACUACCCUCUAUUCAACCAACCUUGUCUUCUCAGAUCUGUUGUUCUGUAUUGCCUUGCCUACAAGGAUAACCUAUUAUGCCCUGGGAUUCCACUGGCCCUUUGGAGAAGCAUUAUGCCGAAUAACUGCUCUCAUGUUUUAUAUCAACACUUACGCAGGUGUAAACUUCAUGACGUGUUUGAGCAUUGACAGGUUUUUUGCUGUUGUCCACCCUUUCCGAUACAAAAUCAGAAGGAUUAAAUAUGCCAAGGGCAUUUGUGUAUUUAUCUGGUUUCUUGUAUUUAGUCAAACGUUUCCUUUACUUAUACAACCUAUGUCACACAAAGAUGAAGAAAGGACUACAUGUAUGGAAUACCCAAACUUUGAAAGAAUCUCACAUCUACCAUUUAUACUUCUUGCUGCCUGUUUAAUAGGGUACCUUAUUCCCCUUGGGAUUAUACUGUUUUGUUACUCUCAAAUUAGUUGCAAACUUUUCCAAACUGCCAAGGAAAAUCCACUGACUGAAAAAUCAGGGAUAAACAAAAAAGCCAUCAAUACAAUCAUAUUUGUAAUUAUAGUGUUCAUAAUCUGCUUUACCCCUUAUCAUGUUGCAAUUAUACAACACAUGAUUAAAAAGCUUCAGAAUGAACCCUUAUGCAAUGAAAAACAAAUUUUCCAGAAGUCACUCCAUUAUACUGUGUUUCUGAUGAAUUUUAACUGCUGCCUAGAUCCUUUUAUCUAUUUCUUUGCAUGCAAAGGAUACAAGAGAACUGUAAUGAAAAUACUGAGACGACAAGUGAGUAUAUCAAUUUCAAGUGCUGUCAGGUCACAUCAUGAGGAAAGCUCACGUGAUGUGGGAGAAACACAAAUGAUGGUACUUGCAAAAUCUUCCAACGGAAAGUCAUCUGAAAAACAAAGUCUGUAGUGCACUGCAGUGAAGCAAGCUUAAAAAUCCUUGGUCCACAGUAAAUGCUCUUUGUGCUCUUGUGUGGCAACUUCUAUAAGACUCUUUCUCAGAGCAUCAGGAA